Messenger RNA from Ilyonectria robusta, 679 nucleotides. RefSeq names its product ubiquitin-like modifier 1. NCBI's taxonomy places the organism in Eukaryota, Fungi, Ascomycota, Sordariomycetes, Hypocreales, Nectriaceae. Gene Ontology annotation, cellular component: nucleus; cytoplasm. Gene Ontology annotation, molecular function: protein tag activity. The coding region runs from base 147 to 506 and encodes 119 amino acids. Gene Ontology annotation, biological process: tRNA thio-modification; protein urmylation. The record is from RefSeq and is a predicted model, not a curated record. The transcript has 3 exons.
GGAUAUCGGGGAUCCUUCGUCGGGCUGCAACUCGGCCGCCGCGCGACAACAAUAGCUUCGACCAGCAUCACUCAGCUUCAAACACCAUCCCGCCCGCAAAUCGGACCCAGCGAUCUAUUCUCGAUCCAUCCUCGAUCCUUCUCGCCAUGGCCGACUCCUCUUCCUCCGCCGGUGCGCCCGCCCACGCCACCAGCCCCCAACUCUCCCUCACCGUCGAGUUCUCUGGAGGCCUCGAGAUGCUCUUCUCUCAUCAGCGCAGCCAUACCCUAACCAUCCCCGCCGCCGACAAGGAUGGCCGGGCUUCCACCAUCGCCUAUCUCAUCGACUAUCUGUGUGACCAUGUCAUGGACGAUAGUCGCAAGGACCUAUUCGUCCUGGACAACCAUCUCCGCCCAGGUAUCCUGGUUCUGAUAAACGACGCCGACUGGGAGCUCGAGGGCGAGGAGGCUUACGAGGUCCAGAGCGGUGACAGUAUCCUGUUUGUCUCAACUCUGCACGGAGGCUAGGCCCUCAUGACGCCGCACCACCACUCGGGUCGGCCAGUUGUCGGCCUCUCCUGAAGAUUCAGGUGCAGUUUUCCUGUUUCCCUUGCAUGAAGCUGUUAAGCGGAUGGGAAAUGAAGAUAAUCUUGGCCAGCUGGACCACACAGUCUUCAGCUAGGCAUGGCUCGUCCGAGGCA